Symbiodinium natans is the source of this 348-nucleotide messenger RNA. NCBI's taxonomy places the organism in Eukaryota, Dinophyceae, Suessiales, Symbiodiniaceae. The record is from the annotation of a GenBank genome assembly.
AUGUGGAGGUGCUUGAAGUGGUGCUUGUGGAAGUGGUCGAGGAUGCUGGGAUACGUGGGACGCAUGCGGCACUGGGAGUUUAGGGGCGGUCUAGGCAACUCAAAGAUCCCUGGCACUCUUGGAAAGGACCCUACAGCAAAGGCACUGGUGGACGUAGUGGAUGAACUCGUGGUUGAAGUUGUGGUAGUUGACUUUGUAGAUGUUGUGGUGGUCGUCUUUGUUAUUGACGAGGUGGUUGUAGAUGUUGCGGUUUUCGAUGUUGUUGUCAUUGUGAUGGACGAUGACGUCGACGUGGUUUGCGUCACUGACGACGAUGUAGAAGUGGUCCUGCGACUGCUGUCAUCCUGA